GUCCUGAAGCUCCUUCGUUUCUUGCUCCCUUUCUCCCUCCCUUUCUUUCAUUCACAGAAACUCAGCCAAAAAACCUAGAACUGUAAGCCUACACCACCGCCGCCGCAAGGAGUGGCAUACUGCCGCCGUCCGGCCGUCUAUCUAGCUUCCCUCGUGCUCCAAGUCUUCAACCCCCGUUCGCUGUCACCGAUCGCAGCUGCUUCCUCGAGCUCGGCGUCCAUCGUCUUUGUCUGCUCAGCCGCGCUUCCGCCGCCGUUGGUUGCCGUUAACGUUCGCGUCUUCGUUCAGCCGUCGUCUUCGUUCGCGUUCUUCGCCGUUCAAGUUUACUCGGCGUUCACCGUUCGUGUUCACUCGCCGUUCACCGUCGGGUUCGCGUUCGUCUGGAAGCCACGUUGCCCUGCUUCAAACUCUGCGACCAACCCGCGCGCUCCACCUAGCCGUCGAACUGCUCUCUUUUGUCGCCGCCAGUUUAAAAAAAAAAGGUCGCAACAAAUGACAGGGUCAUUGAGCAAAUAAGGACCCAGGGAGGACCUCCAUGCAAAUUGCAUUAACCUACCUACGAAACCAACAAAUCAGAAAAUAAGGAAAACAAAAGUUACAAAAUCACUGAGCGACGGCGGAGCGUAGAGGUUUGCGACGCACCAUUACAAUGGAAUUCGAACUCCCAAACAAGGCCUUAACCACCACGCGCUUUUCGGAGCUGAAUCCGCCGCUAUCAGAGAAGGUUCUCGAAGCUUUAUCGGAAUCCGGGUUCAACUUCUGCACGCCGGUUCAAGCCGCCACCAUUCCCUUGCUCUGCAGCUUCAAGGAUGUCGCCGUCGACGCCGCCACUGGUUCAGGCAAAACCCUAGCUUUUGUCGUCCCUCUCGUCGAGAUUCUUCGACGCUCCUCUUCUAACCCCAAGCCUCAUCAGGUACUAGGAAUAAUCAUAUCCCCCACAAGGGAGCUAUCACAUCAAAUAUAUCAUGUAGCACAACCUUUCAUUUCAACUUUAGCGAAUGUUAAGUCCAUGCUGCUUGUUGGUGGAGUUGAAGUGAAAUCAGACAUGAAGAAGAUAGAGGAAGAAGGCGCUAACAUACUAAUUGGCACACCUGGGCGGUUGUAUGACAUAAUGAACCGGAUGGAUUUCUUGGAUUUCAAAAACUUCGAGAUUUUGAUUUUAGACGAGGCUGAUAGACUCUUAGAUAUGGGAUUCCAGAAGCAGAUAACUUCCAUUAUAUCUCUUUUGCCUAAGCUUCGAAGAACUGGCCUGUUUUCUGCUACUCAAACUGAGGCUGUUGAAGAGCUUGCUAGAGCAGGAUUGAGAAAUCCUGUGAGGGUUGAAGUUCGGGCAGAGGCGAAACUUUUAAAUGCUCCUGCAGCAUCAAAACAACCUGAAUCUACAAAAACACCUUCUGGGCUUCAAAUUGAGUACUUGGAAUGUGAGGCAGAUAAGAAGCCAUCACAGCUAGUAGACAUCCUUAUUAAGAACCGCUCAAGAAAAGUUAUAAUAUAUUUCAUGACUUGUGCUUGUGUUGACUAUUGGGGAGUUGUCCUUCCACGCCUCUCUGUUUUGAAAGGCUUCUCCUUGGUUCCUCUUCAUGGAAAAAUGAAGCAGACUGUUAGGGAGAAAGCAUUAGCCUCCUUUACAUCCCUUUCAAAUGGAGUUCUGCUAUGUACAGAUGUUGCAGCACGUGGACUUGACAUACCAGGUGUAGAUUGUAUAGUGCAGUAUGAUCCUCCUCAAGAUCCAAAUGUUUUCAUACACAGAGUUGGUCGAACUGCUCGGCUGGGUAAACAAGGUCAUGCUGUUGUCUUCUUAUUGCCAAAGGAGGAGUCUUACGUAGAAUUCCUACGUAUAAGAAGGGUCCCUCUUCAAGAGAGAAAAUUCUCUGAUGAUGCACCUGAUGUUGUACCUCAGAUUCGUUCUGCUGCGAAAAAAGAUCGUGAUGUUAUGGAGAAAGGAGUCAGGGCAUUUGUUUCCUACAUCCGUGCAUACAAGGAGCAUCACUGUUCAUAUAUUUUUAGGUGGAAAGAACUUGAAAUUGGUAAAUUGGCCAUGGGACAUGGCUUACUGCAACUUCCUCUAAUGCCAGAGGUAAAACAUCAUUCACUUUCUACCGAGGGAUUUGUACCGGUUGAUGAUAUCAAUUUGGAGGACAUUAAAUACAGAGAUAAAUCUCGUGAAAAACAAAGGAAGAAAAACCUGCAAGCAAAGAAAGAAGCAAAAGAGAAGGAGAAAGAGGCAAAACCAGAAAAGCCAAGCAAAACUCCCAGUGCACCUACUGCCAUGAGGAAGAAAACAGCUCGACAGAGACGUGCUCAGCAGACAAUUGAAGAUGAGGAAGAGUUGAUGCAAGAUUACCGCUUGUUGAAGAAACUGAAGAAAGGGACUAUAGAUGAGAAUGAAUAUGCUAAGUUGACAGGCGCUGAGGAAUUACUCUGAAUACCAAUUUUGUGUGUUAUGGAAAGAAGUGUGUUUAGUUUAGUGCAAUAUUAGCUAGAAAAUUGCAGCAUCCCUUGAUGCCACAUUUUUUCUCUUGGCAUUCUCCGAAAGGUCUGGGAUUAAGACAUCUCUCGCUACUGAUGGCAUUGUCGCAUCGAGUCCAGAGAACUGAUUUCCAUUCUGCAGCUCAGAGAGUUGAAUUGACUCAAUGACUUCUGCAGCUGAUUAUACUGGGAAAGCAACGACAAAAUGCUUAAGUUUGGGGUAAGGCACAAUUUCUUCAAUGAGAAAAACAGGGCCUUUUAAAAAAUUACCAACAAAAUAGUUGAUUUUACGACUUUUUUUGUUCAAUCUACCAUUUCUGUUAUUCUUUACUUAGGGUGCAUCAUCCGUGUAACUUUGAUUAGUCUGAUAGUGUCAGAGUCUGUAGAAGUGUAGAAGCAUAAUUAUGUUCUAGUUAUUUGUUACGUUAAUCAACAGAAUAGAAUUUUGCCUUGUACUUAUUACUGAUAUUAAUUCAUUUAAGAUUUAAGCC
Arachis duranensis is the source of this 2960-nucleotide messenger RNA. RefSeq names its product DEAD-box ATP-dependent RNA helicase 18. The transcript has 12 exons. Lineage: Eukaryota; Viridiplantae; Streptophyta; Magnoliopsida; Fabales; Fabaceae. Bases 650 to 2425 code for a protein of 591 amino acids. The record is from RefSeq and is a predicted model, not a curated record. Gene Ontology annotation, cellular component: nucleolus. Gene Ontology annotation, molecular function: nucleic acid binding; RNA helicase activity; ATP binding.